Messenger RNA from Talaromyces rugulosus, 831 nucleotides. RefSeq lists its product as uncharacterized. NCBI's taxonomy places the organism in Eukaryota, Fungi, Ascomycota, Eurotiomycetes, Eurotiales, Trichocomaceae. Gene Ontology annotation, molecular function: acetate transmembrane transporter activity. Bases 1 to 831 code for a protein of 276 amino acids. The record is from RefSeq and is a predicted model, not a curated record. The transcript is spliced from 3 exons. Gene Ontology annotation, cellular component: plasma membrane.
AUGGAUCAAAUCCAUACCUCCGACCCCGAGAAUAGCACACCGUUGUCCAAAGAAAGUACAAGCCUUUCCUCCCACAAUGACAGAUAUCACCUGGAAUACGGCCCUUUGGCGCAUGUCAAUACUGCGCAGACCAUCUUGCCUCCCUUUGCCGGAGAAUUGCAACCAGGUCUGUUUAGACCGCCAACAGACCGCAAAUUCGCCAACCCGGUCCCAUUAGGCCUCGGGGGUUUCGCCCUGACAACUUUUGUGGCUGGAUUGAUAAAUCUCCAGGUUCGAGGGCUAACCGAGCCCAAUAUCGUCAUUGGCGCUGCCUUUGCAUAUGGUGGUCUUGUCCAGCUAUGCGCCGGGAUGUGGGAUAUGGCCGCCGGAAACACAUUUGGUGCUACUGCUCUGUCCUCUUAUGGCGGAUUUUGGAUCGCCUUUGGUAUAAUUUUCACUCCGGGCGGAUUCGAUAUUCAGUCUCAGCUGGUCGAAGCCAACAAUGGGUCGACGGAUAUGUAUUACAACUCAAUUGGGUUAUUUUUCAUGGGCUGGUUCAUAUUCACAUUCCUCCUCACAUUAUGCACCGUCAAAUCCACCGUGGUGUUUUUCAGCCUCUUUGUGGCGGUGGAUUUCGCCUUCUUGCUGAUUGGCAUUGGCUAUCUCAGCCGCGAUGCUAUGAAUGCGCCUAAUACUCCCGUGCUCAAAACUGCAGGUGUGUUUCAGCUCAUCGCCGCGUUUCUGGCAUGGUGGGUGAUGCUGGCUGGUAUUGCGGAUAGCUCGAAUAGUUUCUUCCUGAUUCCGGUUUUCCAUUUCCCUUGGUCGGAGAAAGGGAGGGCUUCACGGGGGUAG